AUGGAUUAGCAUAAAGAGUAGGAUUUGAUUUCGAUAAGAAUUAUCAUAAUUUAUUAUUAAAAACGAGACAAAAAUCUCAAACUGUUCACGAUGGAGAUUUAAAAAAUUAUAAGCGGUAGAUUAAAAAAAGCAUAUAUAAUUGUUUAUUUAUCAGACAAAAAUUUAUUGGAAGGGGUCCAUGGUACAUUUACAAUUUUCGAUAAGAAAUUAAUCAAAAUAAAUUAUAUUGAAAUGAAAUGUUGAUAAACAGUGUAUCUAUUUAAGAAUCAAAUUUGUAUAGGAAAGGUAUAAGUGUAAUUUAGGAUUUUAAGCCUCCUUUUAUUUGGAUUCCUGAACAAUAAUUCCAAAUAAAUUAAGAUAUGAAAAUAUAGUGAGUGGCCUUACAAGAAAAACCAAUUAGAUCAGUAAUAUUUUCAGUAGGUGGAGAGCAAUAUGAAUAUUUUGGUACCAAUUAAUAACUUAGAGAACUUAUACUAAAAUAACAAAGCGCCUUUCUAUGUAUUUUAGGUCAAAACAUAAGAUGAAUAUCAAGCUGAUUCAAUUUUAGGGAAAGAAUCAUAUGCUCCAGUUCUGGAAUUAUUAAAUUUAUAUACUUAAAAACAAUAUGCAGCCAAAUGCUUCAAUUAAUAACGUAUCAAUGAGAAAAAAAUAGAAAUAAACAAUUACUAUAAGAGAUAGAGAUAGAGACUAUGCGUAUACUCUUUAGAAAUAAAACAUUAAAAUAUCUUAUAAUUACAUGAACUUUAUUUAGGGAAUCAAAAUUACUAUUUGAUAAUGGAGUUGGCCAAAGAAGGAUCACUCUUGUUUGAUGAAAAAGCGUUAGACACUUUCCAGUAGAUCUGA
Messenger RNA from Paramecium octaurelia, 843 nucleotides. The record is from the annotation of a GenBank genome assembly. Lineage: Eukaryota; Ciliophora; Oligohymenophorea; Peniculida; Parameciidae.